GCCCUCUUAUUUCUGAGUCUGAGAACUUUUUGUUUGAGGUUUAGAAAAUGAAAGCCAAGCUGAAACAACUCCGUCGCCUCGUGGAAAGCUCGUUUCCGGAGAUUGAGAAUUUUCAUGAGAAGGUCGACGCAAGCUUCGAGAAACUUGAAAAUGCGAAGAGCUUCUGGUCGGAAAUCUAUGUGGCACACUUGAAAGUGGUGGGGGAUGGAGUCAAAGUACCGGAGUCGGUAUUUAUAAAAGUCCCACGAAUCAGUGAAAAUGUACUCCGUUGUGAAGACGAAAGCGCAGUAAAUCAUCUAAACGAUGUUCUGUUGUAUUACUCGAAGAAAGAAAACCUAUUCUACAAGCACUUUGAAUACGGAUCAAUUCCGAAUUUCCCAUUUCCAAAAGUCUAUUUCACUGAAGAUAUCAAUGGAGAAGCAACUGGAGGAAUUGUUGCUGAGAAUCUUAGUGAAAAAGUGUUUGCAGUUGAACAUAUUCCUGGAUUGAAACAUGAACAAAUUCUUCGAUUAAUGGAAGCUCUCGCUGGAUUACAUAGUUUUUUGAUGAAACGAGACGAUAAAAGUUAUGUGGAGAGUUUUGUGGAAGGAGCACAUGGUAGAGAGACUUUUUCCGAAGGAAUGCAGAAUAUGAUGUUUGAAGAAGCAUUGACAUUGGAAAAUGUCUCACCGGAAGUAUUUGGAAAUGACAGAAUUCGAAAUAUCAAAUGGUCCUUCGACUAUUCUAUCAAGAACAAAGCAACUGCGGACGCUAUUUCUGCUUUUCCUGGAAUAAUCUGCCAUGCUGAUCUGAACGUGACAAAUGUGCUAUGGAAGAAGGAUAGUGCAAAAGAUGAAAUUUCAGCAAUUAUUGAUUAUCAAAUGUUAUUUAUUGGAUCAAUUGCAUUUGAUAUUAUUCGAGUACUUACUUUGGGAUUGAACAGAGAAAUUCGAAGAAAGAUGACUCAAAACUAUUUGGAUCACUAUCAUAAAACUCUCACAGAGCUCUCUAAUGGAAAAGCUCCGUUUUCUAUGGAAGAGCUCCUUCACCAAUACUCCCUGAUCUAUCCAUUUUCAUCAAACUUUAGCUUGUUUGGAAUCGCUUUGUACAUCAAAAUGUAUUCUGAUGGGACACUUGGAAACCCAGAGGACAAGGAAGAAAACUGCAAAGAGCUGAUUGACAGAGCACUGGGAAUUGUGGAGGAUAUCGAGGCGUUGAAGAAUAAUUACAAGUAAAUGAUUUGGGGUUCAUGUGCUUUACAAAUUGAGUUGCAAUUUUUUCUGUUUCACAUUUUGUUUUUUUUCUUCUUGAAACUCUUUUUAAAUAACAAUGUUCGUCGUUCCAAUUUGAAUUAAAGCAAUACACUAUU
Messenger RNA from Caenorhabditis elegans, 1348 nucleotides. RefSeq names its product CHK kinase-like domain-containing protein (gene H06H21.8). Lineage: Eukaryota; Metazoa; Nematoda; Chromadorea; Rhabditida; Rhabditidae. The record is from RefSeq and is marked reviewed. Bases 48 to 1214 code for a protein of 388 amino acids. The transcript is spliced from 6 exons.